AUGCAAGUAUGUUCCUUUUUGGCAGUGGAAACUCCGCUAUACAACCAAUUGCGUAAGACGGGUUCGUGGAAAGAUCCAACCGCCUCACUUGAGGACUUUCGAUUCCCAUGGCCUUUCCCCAAGAGGCCAUCAACACGCUACAAGAUAGCUUCUUACCUCACGUUGGGCUUCGUGUCUUCAUUGGCUAAGCUGAUGUUUUUAGGAGGCGCUAAUAAAUUGCGGAUACACAAUCGGGAAGGAUUUAUGAAUGCCUGGACUGACAGGACUCGUCCGCUCAUUACGCUUUCAAAUCACAGGUGUAACAUUGAUGAUCCCUUGAUGUGGGCCUUCAUAACAGCUUCGGAAUUGUGGAAAAACGUCGAUCGACAUCGAUAUACUUUGGCAGCUCACAAUAUCUGUUUUUCAAAAAAGUGGCACACAACAUUCUUUUCACUUGGUCGUUGUGUACCUUGCGUCCGUGGACGUGGCGUUUAUCAAAAAGGAAUGGAUUUCUGUAUAGAAAAGCUAAAUGAGAAUGGUUGGGUCCACAUGUUUCCUGAAGGCCGCGUUACCCACGUUCCAAUACGCAUUAAAUGGGGUAUUGGACGACUAAUCAUGGAUGCUGAAAAGCCCCCUUUGAUACUUCCUAUCUGGUGCACUAAUAUGUCGAACGUGUGGCCUGAACAUCCGCCGUAUUAUCCGCGUUUUGGCCACGUGAGUAUCUUGCUCAACAGAUUCUUACAGAAAAUUGAUAAAAUAUCCGUCUUGUAUAGUGCCAUUGUUGUGCAAUUUGUGUGGUGUGGAGGGAAGGAGGGAGCAGGAGAAGGGGAAAAGUGCGCAUGA
Molecule: messenger RNA, 822 nt
Organism: Strongylus vulgaris
Lineage: Eukaryota; Metazoa; Nematoda; Chromadorea; Rhabditida; Strongylidae
Source: the annotation of a GenBank genome assembly